This is a messenger RNA of Clarias gariepinus (North African catfish), 2309 nucleotides long. RefSeq names its product zinc finger and BTB domain containing 47b (gene zbtb47b). The transcript is spliced from 7 exons. The record is from RefSeq and is a predicted model, not a curated record. Bases 361 to 1821 code for a protein of 486 amino acids. NCBI's taxonomy places the organism in Eukaryota, Metazoa, Chordata, Actinopteri, Siluriformes, Clariidae. Gene Ontology annotation, molecular function: DNA-binding transcription factor activity, RNA polymerase II-specific; RNA polymerase II cis-regulatory region sequence-specific DNA binding. Gene Ontology annotation, cellular component: nucleus. Gene Ontology annotation, biological process: regulation of transcription by RNA polymerase II.
GGAGAAAUGUGAAAAAUCCCGAGGCUCGGUGUUUGAUGGCGCGCGGAGGCCUGAGCGCGGCGGAGUGACGGAGCUCGCGGACCCGCGGCAGAGGACUUUCCUGAGCAGGCUUUUCUUGGAUGGAGAGAGACAUUAAAUCCCUCCACGUUCUGCUGCUUUGCUAAAUCCGCCAGAAAGAGAAGACCGGCGACUACACCACAGUCGUGUUUCGUCUGCGAGAGGAUGUGGUGCCAGCUUUCACCCGUUUAAUGGACACGCCUCUUAAAGAGAGCAACUUGUACAUCCUGACAUAUUUGAUGCAGACUCUGCGGGGUACUAACGACAUCAGCAGUCAGGAACACCAAGGAACGAGAGCUCAAGAUGGAUGGUUUCUCCAUCUCGAUGGGAGACAACACAACGGGCUCUCAGGCCCAGGUCAAGCAUUUCUAUAAAAAGGAGGAUGGUGGAGGAAGUGGGAGGGGCUUAUGCAAAGCAGACAGAGGUGCCAAUCCUGAAGAGGCAGCACUCCAAGAAAACGCGGCCUCGUUUAAUAGAGAGCAGAUCAUCGUUGAAGUGAACCUUAACAACCAGACCCUGAAUGUUUCCACAGGGUCAGAGGGCAAGACCAGAGAGCGAGGUCAGGCUCGGCACUGCACGACUAGUGAUGAAGAUAAAGACUACGAGCAGAGGCAGGAGGAGAUGGAAAUAAGCACGGACGAGGACAAGGAUGAUGAUGACGAAGACGACGACGAAGAGGAUGACGAAGACGACGAUGAUAAUGAAGAGGAGAACGAUCUUGGCAUCCCGGAGGUUCCUCAGGCUAUCAUGGAUAGACCGAGGCGUGCGACGAGAGCGAGCGCCGUUCCUUUGUGCCAGGGCCUGACGCAGGGGAAGAAGGAACAGGAGAGCCUGGGUCAGAAGGUGAAGCUGGAGGAGAAGCAGCACUUCGCUUGCAAGAAGUGUCCGCGUGUGUUUAACAACCGGUGGUACCUGGAGAAACACACCAACGUCACACACAACCGCAUGCAGAUCUGCAACAAGUGCGGCAAACGCUUCCUACUGGACAGUGAGCUGCUGCUGCAUCAUCAGACCAGCUGUGAGAAGAGCAUACAGUGUGUGACGUGUGGGAAGGCGUUUAAGAAGUUAUGGUCCCUCCACGAGCACAACAAGGUCGUUCACGGCUACGCCGAGAAGAAGUUCUCCUGCGAGGUGUGUGAGAAGAAGUUCUACACCAUGGCGCAUGUCCGGAAGCACAUGGUGGCCCACACGAAGGACAUGCCGUUUACAUGUGAGACUUGCGGGAAGUCGUUUAAGCGCAGCAUGUCUCUGAAGGUGCACUCUCUGCAGCACUCUGGGGAAAAACCCUUCAGGUGUGAGAACUGCAGUGAACGUUUCCAGUAUAAGUACCAACUUCGCUCUCACAUGAGCAUCCACAUCGGUCACAAGCAGUUCAUGUGCCAGUGGUGCGGCAAAGACUUCAACAUGAAGCAGUACUUCGACGAGCACAUGAAGACCCACACUGGCGAGAAGCCGUAUAUAUGCGAGAUCUGCGGGAAGAGCUUCACCAGCCGCCCCAACAUGAAACGGCACCGGCGCACGCACACGGGCGAGAAGCCGUACCCGUGCGACGUGUGCGGCCAGCGCUUCCGCUUCUCCAACAUGCUCAAAGCGCACAAGGAGAAGUGCUUCCGGCUCAGCGGCUCUUUAGGAGACGACAGCAGCGUGACCUCGCAGGGUGAAGGGUCACACCGUUCCUCUCUUCCUCUCCUCCACUCCAUUAGUGGCCUUCCUUCUCCUCCUUCUCCUCCUCCUAAUUUGUUCUCCAAAUCAAGUAAUGACUAACUUCAGCGAAAACCUGGAACUAUUUUUUUUUUGUUUGUUUUUUUGUUUACCGUGGUGAACCAAAAGCAGUAGGUGGGUGAUGUCAUGCGCAGCCCAGAGGAGUCUGAAUGAUGUAGCAGACUUUUGAAACAGUGUGUGACGCUGUGUGAACUCAUUCUUAAGAGAUAUUUUAUACAGUAUAUCCUAUAUAAGAUUGGAUCCUUAUCCUACAUCCUACUCAAAAAAUUUUUUUUGUCUCAACUAAUCCAUCAUCGUGGUGAAGUUCUCAUGUGCAGCUGAUUGCGCAAAUAAUAUUACAAUGUCAUUACAGACUGUAUGUCCUGUCCGGUGUGUGUGUGUGUGUGUGUGUGUGUGUAGAUGCUGGAAACGCGGCUCUGCUCUCUGCUGCCAGAGAAAUCCCCAGUCUUACAGCUCAUGUGUCCAGCCAGCAGAGGGCGCCACGUUACCAAGCAGCAAUGCAAAAGAGCUUUAUCACGAGAAGGUGCGAU